Molecule: messenger RNA, 1212 nt
Organism: Pseudogymnoascus destructans
Lineage: Eukaryota; Fungi; Ascomycota; Leotiomycetes; Thelebolales; Thelebolaceae
Exons: 2
Coding region: 1-1212 (403 amino acids)
Biological process (GO): transmembrane transport
Source: RefSeq, a predicted model, not a curated record
AUGCCCCCGGCCUUGUUGAGCCAUGCCUCCCUCUCCGCGCCGACGACACUCCCGACAACGACACCACCGAUGAACAGACCUCGAGAGAUGGAUGCGCGCGGGGAGCAUGGACCCAGAGAUGCGGCUGUCUGUCCUACCGACGACGAGGCGGUGACGCCGAGGAAGCGCCCGAAUAAACAGAGCGUGGACUAUCUCUGGCGAAGUGGGCUCGCCGGCGGUCUUGCCGGAUGCGCUGCUAAAUCAGUUGUUGCGCCGCUUGACCGAGUCAAAAUCCUCUUCCAGUCCUCCAAUCCACAGUUCGCGAGAUAUGCCGGAUCCUGGGCUGGCGUUUUCGCCGCGAUGAGCACCAUAUACCGUGACGAAGGCGCUGUCGGACUCUACCGCGGGCACUCUGCGACGAUCCUCCGUAUCUUCCCCUAUGCCGCCAUCAAGUUUCUGGCGUACGAACAGAUACGAUCCGUCAUAGUCCACAGCCCCGAGCACGAAACACCUCUCCGACGACUCCUCUCUGGCAGUCUGGCAGGCGUGACGAGCGUCUUCUUCACGUACCCGCUCGAAGUCAUCAGAGUGCGCCUGGCAUUCGAGACGAGGAAAGACCACCGCAAUGGCCUCACCAACAUUGUCAGGACGAUAUACCACGAGCAGCCGGCGGCGCGCCGGCCAACCCCGUCGAUAACAUCGACUUCCGCGCCUGUCGCAACUGUCCAGGCGGCUGAGAAGGUUGCAGUCGAAACACUUCAUAAAGUCGCACCCCAAGGCGGCCUGAUAAACUUCUAUCGUGGGUUCUCGCCGACGAUGCUGGGAAUGCUUCCGUAUGCUGGGAUGUCGUUUUUGACUCACGAUACUACGGGGGAUUUACUGCGCCACCAUUCUAUCGCGAAGUAUACCACUUACGCAAGGCCGGCGGGAUACCCUGAAGGAAAGCCGGAUCCAUUGAAAUCUUGGGCUGAGCUAUUCGCGGGUGGUAUUGCGGGGUUGGUGAGCCAGACCUCGAGUUACCCGCUAGAGGUGAUCCGGAGACGCAUGCAAGUUGGUGGAGCAGUGGGAGAUGGGCGGCGGUUACGUAUUCGCGAGACGGCGGGGAUUAUAUUCAAGGAGAAGGGCUUCAGGGGGUUCUGGGUGGGACUGAGUAUUGGCUAUGUGAAGGUUGUGCCCAUGGUUGCUAUUAGCUUCUUCGUGUAUGAGAGGGUCAAGACGUGGUUGGGUAUUUAG